ACACAUAAAUUUACAAGUUCCACAUUUGGAUGAUAGGAAUUGGAUGGUAAAGAAGCAAGGGUCGCAGAUUACUUCGAUGUAAUCGCAGGAACGAGCACAGGUGGUUUGGUAACUGCAAUGUUAACUGCACCAAACAAAGAGGGACGUCCUCUUUUUGCUGCUAAAGAUAUCAUUCCGUUCUAUCUUGAACAGGGCCCUAAGAUUUUUCCAUACGGAAGGGGAUUGCUUGGAUCAAUAAAGAAGAUGUUGAAAUCUCUGGUUAGACCAAAGUAUAAUGGGAAAUAUCUUCACAAAGUUAUACAAGAGAAGCUAGGCCAAACUCGAUUGUGUAAAACGUUAACCAAUAUUAUUGUUCCAACUUUUGAUAUCAAGAAUUUGCAACCAAUAGUCUUCUCUACAUUUGAGGCCAAAGAAGAUCCAUUAAUGGAUGCUCGGUUAUCUGAUAUUUGCAUCAGCACAUCUGCUGCUCCAACUUAUCUUCCUGCACAUUAUUUCAAGAACCAAGACAAAGAUGGACAUGUUCAAGAAUUCAAUCUUGUAGAUGGUGGAGUAGCAGCCAACAAUCCAGUCCUCGUCGCUACAAGCCAAGUAACCAAACAAAUUUUCCUUGGAGAUCCAGAUUUCUCAAUGGAUUGUGGUCGGUUCUUAGUAAUCUCAUUAGGUACUGGCUCACCAAAGGUGAAGCCGAAAUACAAUGCCACAACAGCAAUCAAAUGGGGUCUCUGCAGAUGGCUGCUCAAUGGUGGUUCUUCUCCAAUUGUGGAUGUUCUUACUCAAGCCAGUGACGAUAUGGUUAAUUUGCCCUUGUCUGCUCUCCUCCAAGCGCUUCAUUCUGAAAAUAAUUACCUUCGUAUUCAGGAUGACACGUUAUCUCGGACAAACUCCUCUGUUGACAUAUCAACAAAGGAUAACAUGGACAAAUUAGUUGAAAUUGGGAAGAACUUGCUGAAGAAACCAGUUUCAAGGAUAAAUUCGCACACAGGUCUACUUGAACCAUGUCAAAAUGGUGGCUCAAAUGAAGAAAGUCUGAAAAGGUUCGCGAAGUUGCUUUCAGAAGAAAGAAGACUUAGGAAAUCCAAGGCAGCUUUAAGACUUUAACAAACAAAAGAUCAAAAGAUCAGAGUAGUCAGUCAUCUGUUGUUCAAUAUUUGAGUUGAGCAAACUGACUAGUUAUUUGCAAAUAUGUGUUAUAUUCAAGUUGUAAAUAGAUUUAGCAAUUGUAAAUAGAUCUAUUCUGUAACAACUGUAACUUUUAAAUGUUUUUGUUCUAGCAGUUAUAAAUAGAUCCAUUCUUUUU
Molecule: messenger RNA, 1297 nt
Organism: Nicotiana tabacum (common tobacco)
Lineage: Eukaryota; Viridiplantae; Streptophyta; Magnoliopsida; Solanales; Solanaceae
Product: patatin-like protein 2
Biological process (GO): lipid metabolic process
Molecular function (GO): glycerophospholipase activity; monoacylglycerol lipase activity
Source: RefSeq, a predicted model, not a curated record